AGAUUCUAAUGUUUUUUGUACAACGAACAAAUAAAUAAGAAUAUAAAUAUAUGAUUACGUAACCACGGAAAAAGACAAGAUUUAUAAAAAAAAAAAAUUUCAUUGCAGUGAUUAGGUAACUCAUAUAAUGCAACUAAUGAGUAAACAAAAUUAUUUUAAUCUUUUCAUUGCUGUAUCUCGUUUGAAGAUCAAUGACCCAGAUGAUCCUGAAUAUAGGCAACCAGAUCGGGAUCUCGGAGUCAGUAUCACAAUUGAAUUGUUAUUCUCUUGAAAGAAAAAAAGAAAUUUUUCAUGUUAUUGAUAUUCAUAUAAGGAGAAAAGAAGUGUAAAGAAAAUUGGAAUAAAACGUGCAUUAACGUGAAAGUAUUAAGGGAUCCGAUGUCAAAGUAGAAGUUAGUUAAGAAUAGGAAGGAUUUUUUAAUGAAUGAACUUGAAAACCUUCAUCAGUUCAUAGACAUUCGUCUGGAACAUCAUGCAAGCACCGCUACACGUCAUAUUCUUUUUCAUAUUUGUUCUAAAUGAACAAUUAGCGGAAGAAAUUUGGGAGCAAGAUUUGUCCAUGGACAUGCAAAUUGGUGCUUCCACAGAAGGAUAUGAUCAGAUUGCCCUACAUUGUGGGGUAGAAAAAAUGAUAGUGGAGUUGCAAACAUCAAAAAAUUUUUCAGGAGUAAUUUACACACAAGGUAGCUUCUAUUCCAGACAAUCUACUUGUUUCUUGGAUCCUGAUCAAGGCAGAAGCUUUACUAUGAGCAUUCCCUUUAAUCAAUGUAACACAAAAAAUGUUGAUAAUAGAUAUAGGAAUACACUGAUCCUCCAGCAUGAUGAUGAUUUGAUUACUCCUGGUGAUGCUGCUUUUGUACUGGAAUGUAACUUUUUUAACUCCAGAGAUCUCACAAUUUCAGCAAAAAUAAGUGAAGCUGAGAAAAAAAAAGUAAAAUCAAGUAUAUCUUUGGUAGAUGCUGAUCCAGGAAGAGAUAAAACAAAGAGAUUUGAGUAUGUGGUAAGCGACACCAAUGAAGUUAUCUUUGUGCCCAGUUCAGUUGCCAAGAUCAACGACGAGUUAUAAAGCAUUGUCCAAUACAUAAUACUAUGUAAUAAAACUUUUUAUAUUUCAUUUUUACUCAAAACUAUCUAGAACCUAAUUAGAACCUAAAUACUUCGAUUUCAUUAGAAAUUUUUUUGUUUCCUUCUGCAAAAAUCCUAUCGUAACAGAUAAUAUUUUAAGUCUCAGCCUUCAGAAAAAUUACACUAUAUUCUAUAUUUAAAUGAAGUUUACGAAUCAUGAAACGGGUCUACGCAACAAAAUUUUUCCGCUGCGAUGACUACUGAUUAUCAGUAAUAUUAGUUUGCUGCAAACGCGAUAUAAUUUCAUCGUUUGAAUAAUAUGCUAGCUUGAUAACCUUCUACCCUAAGAAUUAGGGAUCAUCAUUAAUUUUGUUUAUAUAGUAUCAUAAUAUAUUGAUGUGAAUUUUACAACAGAAUCACAUAAUUUAUUGUUCUCUUCUUCUUAUUGUCAUUGCAUGCUUCAUAAAUAAUUUUUUUACAAAUUCCAAAAUUACUUUUUUUGAAAACAUCUUUUGUUUUUUCUGAAUAAUUUAGUUAGUGUCACUUUUGGAAUAUGCAAAAUGUAUGUAUAUACAUAGAGAAAUGAUUGGAUGAAACGUUAAACGAUUUCUUCAAUUCAUAUUCAAUGAAGACAUUCAGGAGUUUUCUCGAUGGUAUCCAGCAAAUUAUUUUAAUGAAUUGCUCGAAAACUCUAGAGCCAUAUGAAUGAGAGACGUUAUUUAAUCGAAUAAUUAACUAGAUUGGAUAAAUUCGUGUCAGCUUGAUGAAUAUCUUAAUGGAAUCAAUAUUUCAACUAUAACUAUUUUAUCAAUUCGCACUAUGUAUACAUUAAGGCCUGCUUAUUUUACAAUAAUUUUCUGCUAUUUAUUGAAAUUAUCUGUGAGUGGCUAGAUUCUUUUUAUUUUUCAAGAUUUUUUUUAUUAUUUUACAGACUAAUCUUAAAAAAAUUUAACUUAAAUUUAUGGAGCUAAUUUAUAUUUAAUUUACGAAGCUAAGUUUUAUAAAUCAGUUUUUUAAUUAUUUUAAGAUCUAAUGUUGGUAGAUUAAUUUUCGAAUUUAAUUUUUUUAUUAUAUAUGUAAUUUUUGUGAUCUAAUUAUCUGAUUUUUGAUUAACAGUUAAAGACAUGAGAUUUUGAAAAUGAGAGAUUUGAGAACGUCCAAAAUUUUGAAACUUUAUCAUAGACAGAUCUCCAUUACAAAUUUAUAGAUUCUGAAUAGUCCAAAUUCAUUUUCAAAAUUCUCCAAAUCCUUAUGAAAUUUAUCCUCAACAGUAAAAAAAUUUUUCAAUCACCUAUAUAUAAUAUUAACUGCUUUUAUUCAAUAAAAAUUUAUAAAGAAACUUCUCCAUCUAUAGAAAUCUAAAUCCUACCUAAAUAUGCUUUCUUAAUAAGAAUUUUUCUUACUGCUACUCAACUAUUUCUAAGCUCUAAACGGUUCAAACCAUUUUCUUCAGUGAAAAAUGCUUCAGCUGAAAAAUGUUAAGAUAAUACGGUUUAUCUAAAGACGUUUUCCACGAACAAACAUGCCUCCAGUAAUUUUUCCACCAAUCAAAAAUUUCACACCAAUAAACAAACGUUACAAUCGUAUGUGAAAAGUCGAUGGAUUUUAUCGUUUGAAGGCUCGCUCUAACCAUGGUUUUUUCUCUCGUGUGGUAUAAUUUACGUCACACCUAAUCGUACACGUCUCUCCCCACUAUUGUUGGUCAGCUCGUUUACAUACAUAUAUAAUAGGCCGGACAAAUACGAUUGACUAAUGUUUUACUCACUUAGUGAAUAUUUCACAUUUCUGACAAGGCAGAAUGGCAACCGCCAAGUUCAAAAGUGUUUCACCAUACACGCAACGACCAUCGCCUCCGCCGCAGGAUUAUCUUUAUAAAAAGUAUCUAGAAGAUCUAUCACUGAAGAAAGAUGUACGUCAUCCUAAAGUGAGACUUGCCCUGUUUGGAGUUGGUCGUGCUGGAACCAUUCAUUUGAGCAACAUAAUUUCCAAUCCACGUGUGAAAUUAUUGUACAUUGUAGACGAUAUCGAAUCCAAUUGGGCGAAUCUUAAGGACUAUUGGCACCUUGACGAUGUCCUUUUAUUGAACAGCAAACAAGUGGACAGAGUAUACAACGAUCCCAAUGUGGACGCAGUUGUCGUUGCUUCGCCAACGUUCACGCACGAGGGAAUUGUAAGGAGAGCUUUAGAGGUGAAAAAGGCGGUAUUCUGUGAGAAACCAAUUGCCGAGGACACCGCCAAUUCGAUCAAAUGCUACGAGACCGCCAGGAAGAUCGGCAAACCUUUGUUCUGCGCCUUCAACAGACGAUUCGAUCCCAGCUACUCCGCAGUCAGGGACAGAGUGAGGAAUGGAGAAGUUGGACACGUUCACGUUAUCAAAACAGUCUCCCGUGAUUCUCCUCUUCCUAGCAUCGACUAUCUGAAAAUCUCCGGGGGUAUAUUCCAUGACUGCAUGGUCCAUGAUUUUGACAUCAUAACUUGGAUCCUUGGCGAAUAUCCCGUUAAGGUUUCAGCCCAUGCACAUGCACAUAUUCCAGAGAUCAAAGCAAUCGGUGACCACGACACAGUUGUAGUCACGCUGUACUUCCCAUCAGGAACUUUGGGGAUGGUCGACAUAUCACGAAACAGUUCCUAUGGUUACGACCAACGUCUCGAGGUGUUUGGUCCUAAGGGUAUGAUUAGGGCAGACAACGAACAGCCAAUACAUUGUGUCACCACCCAGUACGACCAGGAAGGAAUAAACAGCGCACCAAUCUGGUAUUCGUUCGCCAGCAGAUUCAUGAAUGGCUAUCGUCGUGAGCUGGACCACUUUGUCGACGUUGUACUUGGUAGAGCCGAAUCUUCUGUUCAGCCCAAAGAAACUCUAGCUGUAAUUAAAAUUGCGACUGCGUGCCAAGAAUCAGCUCGCACUGGUAAAAUAGUGGACAUAACAUGGGCACCAAACGAGCUGCCCUAAAUGAAACUAAUACGUUUGGCGAAUUUCUAUCGUUUACAUGACAUUCCAUCAUUUUAUAAACUGCACAAUCGUGGCACAUUGGCGAUCCUCUCUCGUGAGAUGAGGGAAGGCUGAAAUUAUUUUCGUUGAAUUGCAACGCGCGAGUGAAAAGACCUAGGUGAAUUUUGCUUGUUACACAUUCUUUUUUUCUCUCCUUUUUUUUUUUUCUUUAUCUUUUCUAGUAUAUUCUUUUUAUAGUAAUAUAAAGAAAAUACAGAAAAAUACCAUAUACCCUAAAUAGAUAGUAAUGAUACGAAAUUCACGUUGUCUGUUGCAGACACGUUCAUAAAUGUUUGUAAAAACGGAACAAUAAAAAUUCCCACAAGUUUAUUCGUAUCUCUUUUCUCUUUCCCGUUGAAAUAAAAAAUAUAAGAAAUAAUGGAAAAUUCUUUAUAGAUUCGUCGAUACGUCAAUGCGAUUCUUUUUACGUUACAAAAUCAUUUUUCUCUUUUUUUUCUUUUUGCUUUUAAAAGUCAUACAGUUACAGAGGAGGAACUAAUAUAUUCACGCAAGGAGGUAUCGCAAGCUGAUUUUUGGUCGCGAAGCUCGAAAUGUCCGUGAAAUCGUGCGAUAUAUCUCUUCAAUUGAAAGAUUAUUCUCUUAGGUGUCUUUCUUUAUCUAAUCUAAAAAAGUUUUGUAGAACAUCUACAAAUGUGACACAACUUUCAUGUGUACAUAACCUUUAUGAAAGACAAUAAGCUGCAUCACUAACUCAGAACUUGAUUCUUAAUCCAUCUUAUAUUUAUUCCUAAAUUCAUGUAUUGCGGUAGUAAAUAGAUUAGGUUAUCAGAGCAUGUUGACAUCCACUUAAAACUCGACAGAUUCGAUUCCAUGUAUCUAUCAAAAAAAAAAAAAUAAUAAAAAAAAAUACAAAAUCGGAGAAGAA
This is a messenger RNA of Heterotrigona itama, 4943 nucleotides long. NCBI's taxonomy places the organism in Eukaryota, Metazoa, Arthropoda, Insecta, Hymenoptera, Apidae. The record is from the annotation of a GenBank genome assembly.